This is a messenger RNA of Suillus fuscotomentosus, 763 nucleotides long. RefSeq lists its product as uncharacterized. NCBI's taxonomy places the organism in Eukaryota, Fungi, Basidiomycota, Agaricomycetes, Boletales, Suillaceae. The transcript is spliced from 3 exons. The record is from RefSeq and is a predicted model, not a curated record. The coding region runs from base 147 to 563 and encodes 138 amino acids.
ACAGUAGUUGCUGAAGCCAACGACUUGUUCUCUGUUCAACCACGCACUGGGGAUAAAUAUACCUUCAUAUUACGACAUGUUCUGCACGACUGGCCCGAGGCUCAAGCUGUAAGUCUUUUUUUAUCAUCGACAUCAAAUCUUAGUUGAUGUUUCCAGGUGAACAUCUUGCUGCUGCUGCUGCAGGACCAAAGGUUCGUUCUCAACAUCACUUUGUAGUUCCGAGAGCACGUUCAAUAUCUUUCCAGUCCAAAAUCCUGAUCAUCGAGAGAAUUUCUGGGCACUAUCCCGACACUCAUGUCGAGCUUGAGCAUAGCCCAGCAAACACAACGGAUAGCACAGCUCCUGCUUCACUCAUAACCGAGCAAACCAUUCUCAAUUCCUCAUUUCGCAUGCCACAGGCACUCGCCUUGCAUCUCUUGUGUAUUUUGAAUUGCCACGAAAGGACAUUGGAUCAGUGGCGAACUAUAAUUUCCCGGGCUGGCCUUGUCAUCACAAGGGUGUACAAACUUAGGGCUUACGUGUCUAUCAUGGACUGUCGCGCUAUUCAUGCAGACGAGAGUUGAGAUGACAUUAUAUUGACAACUCGUUAUCUGCUAUAAAUCUUCGGUCGUCUGUUUUUUAAUCAACAGUGUCUACAGUAGAAGAUCACUGAAUACAAUGUUUGCACAGUCUUAUCCUUCGUUCGUCUCCGCAAACAGACAGCGUGUCUCUUCGCGUUCUGACUCUCGAUAACGCCGUGUACAAUUGACCGGGAGCAAAUGGA